Molecule: messenger RNA, 2438 nt
Organism: Chrysochloris asiatica (Cape golden mole)
Lineage: Eukaryota; Metazoa; Chordata; Mammalia; Afrosoricida; Chrysochloridae
Gene: BMPR1A
Product: bone morphogenetic protein receptor, type IA
Exons: 13
Coding region: 406-2004 (532 amino acids)
Biological process (GO): BMP signaling pathway; dorsal/ventral pattern formation; protein phosphorylation
Cellular component (GO): signaling receptor complex; plasma membrane
Molecular function (GO): SMAD binding; transforming growth factor beta receptor activity, type I; ATP binding
Source: RefSeq, a predicted model, not a curated record
CGAUCGCGAAAGGGGCGACCGUGCCAGGGGCCGCUGCACGCGAGGGCGGAGGCCAAGCGGGGCCCCCGCUGCGCCCCGGCGGCUCGCCUCGCCUAGUCCCCCCUGCUCAGCGCCGAGGACUGGAGAUGAGUUCCCCGGAGUCUGGAUUGAUGAAAAUAUGCACCAAUUUAAUACUGUCUUGGAAUUCAUGAGGUGGAAGCAUAGAUCAAAGCUGUUUUGAGAAAGUUGGAAUUUUAUCUAGCCACAUCUCUGAGGAGCCAGGAGAAAGCAGUGAAAUUGGAGUCAUUGUCAAGUGAUUGCAGUCUUUUACGAGAAAAAUCUCAUUGACUAAAGGUCAUUUAAAUUAGUGAAAUAACCAACUCAGUUACUAAAGGUGACUGUGCAGGAAACAUUAAAAAUCGAACAAUGACUCAGCUGUAUAUUUGCAUCAGAUUAUUGGGAGCCUAUCUGGUCAUCAUUUCUCAUAUUCAAGGGCAGAAUCUAGACAGUAAGCUCCGUGGCACAGGGAUGAAAUCAGACUCUGACCAGAAGAAGUCAGAAAAUGGAAUAACCUUAGCACCCGAGGAUACCUUGCCUUUUCUUAAGUGCUACUGCUCAGGACAUUGCCCAGAUGAUGCUGUUAAUAACACCUGCAUCACUAAUGGGCAUUGCUUUGCCAUCAUAGAAGAAGAUGACCAAGGAGAAACCACAUUAGCUUCCGGGUGUAUGAAAUACGAAGGAUCUGAUUUUCAGUGCAAGGAUUCACCAAAAGCCCAGCUACGAAGAACAAUAGAAUGUUGCCGGACCAAUUUAUGUAACCAGUAUUUGCAACCUACACUGCCACCUGUUGUUAUAGGUCCAUUUUUCGAUAACAGUGUUCGGUGGCUGGUUGUGCUCAUUUCUAUGACUGUCUGCAUAGUUGCGAUGAUCAUCUUCUUCAGCUGCUUUUGUUACAAACAAUAUUGCAAGAGCAUCUCAAACAGACGUCGUUAUAAUCGUGAUUUGGAGCAAGAUGAAGCAUUUAUUCCAGUUGGAGAAUCAUUAAAAGACCUUAUUGACCAGUCACAAAGCUCUGGUAGUGGAUCUGGACUACCUUUAUUGGUUCAGCGAACUAUUGCCAAACAGAUUCAGAUGGUUCGGCAAGUUGGUAAAGGCCGAUAUGGAGAAGUGUGGAUGGGUAGAUGGCGUGGUGAAAAAGUUGCAGUCAAAGUGUUUUUUACCACUGAAGAAGCUAGCUGGUUUAGAGAAACUGAAAUCUACCAAACUGUGCUUAUGCGCCAUGAGAAUAUCCUUGGUUUUAUAGCAGCAGACAUUAAAGGCACAGGUUCUUGGACUCAGCUUUAUUUGAUUACUGACUACCAUGAAAAUGGAUCUCUCUAUGACUUCCUGAAGUGUGCCACACUGGACACCAGAGCUCUGCUCAAGUUGGCCUACUCAGCUGCCUGCGGCCUGUGCCAUUUGCACACAGAAAUUUAUGGCACCCAAGGAAAGCCUGCAAUUGCUCAUCGAGACCUGAAAAGCAAAAACAUCCUUAUCAAGAGGAAUGGAAGUUGCUGUAUUGCAGAUCUGGGCCUUGCUGUUAAAUUCAACAGUGACACAAAUGAAGUUGAUGUGCCCUUGAAUACCAGGGUGGGCACCAAGCGCUAUAUGGCUCCAGAAGUGUUAGAUGAAAGCCUGAAUAAAAACCAUUUCCAACCAUACAUAAUGGCUGACAUCUAUAGCUUUGGCCUGAUCAUUUGGGAAAUGGCUCGUCGUUGUAUCACAGGAGGCAUUGUGGAAGAGUACCAAUUGCCGUAUUACAACAUGGUACCCAGUGAUCCUUCUUAUGAAGAUAUGCGUGAGGUUGUGUGUGUCAAACGGUUGCGGCCAGUUGUGUCUAAUCGAUGGAACAGUGAUGAAUGUCUACGAGCAGUUUUGAAGCUAAUGUCAGAAUGCUGGGCCCACAAUCCAGCCUCUAGGCUCACAGCAUUGAGAAUCAAGAAGACACUUGCCAAGAUGGUUGAAUCCCAAGAUGUAAAGAUUUGACCAUUACAAAAUCAUGAGGAGAAAUUGUAGACUGCCACUGUUUCUUUCACCCAAGGAAUGGGGAAAACAAGGGUGUUAAGUUGGUUCUCAGACUCUUUCUCCUCACUACACGUACUUCACGGGCUGCUAACAUUAAACCUUUCAGUACUCUGUAGAAUAUAAGCUGGGAACUUCUCAACACUUCAGUCUUUCUAUAUGGACAGCUUAUUUUAAAUGUGGUUUUUUGAUGCUUUUUCUUUUUAAUUGUUUUUUUAUGAACUGCAUCAAGACCUCAGUCCUGUUAAUUCUCCAGUCCAAGUCUGGGUACUGAAUUGCCUGUUCAUGAAAUGGUGCUUUCUGUGAAAGCCUUAAGAAGAUAAAUGAAUUUAGCAGAGAUGGAGAAAUAAUAACUUUUGCCUCUACCUGAAAAAAUGUAAUCUGUGUUCUACAUUUGU